This is a messenger RNA of Orbilia oligospora ATCC 24927, 2106 nucleotides long. RefSeq lists its product as uncharacterized. Lineage: Eukaryota; Fungi; Ascomycota; Orbiliomycetes; Orbiliales; Orbiliaceae. Bases 1 to 2106 code for a protein of 701 amino acids. The transcript is spliced from 4 exons. Gene Ontology annotation, molecular function: protein binding; DNA binding; transcription regulator activity. The record is from RefSeq and is a predicted model, not a curated record. Gene Ontology annotation, cellular component: MBF transcription complex; SBF transcription complex.
AUGCCGGAUCCUAUCAUCUACAAGGCGACGUAUAGUGGUGUCCCUGUCUAUGAAUUCUUGUGUAAGAGUAUUGCGUGUAUGCGCAGGCGCUCUGAUGGGUGGUUGAACGCUACUCAGAUCCUCAAGGUGGCUGGUUUCGACAAACCUCAAAGGACUAGGAUAUUGGAACGUGAGGUUCAAAGAGGCCUUCAUGAGAAGGUGCAAGGCGGAUACGGCAAAUAUCAGGGGACAUGGGUUCCUCUAGAGCGGGGCCGGGAAAUUGCCAUCCAGUAUAAAGUUGAAGACCUUCUUGACCCCAUUGUGAACUUUCGACCAACUACAGAGAGCCCGCCGCUUGCUCCCAAACAUGUCACAGCCGCUUCUGCGAAACCUAGGGCUCCGAGGGGCGCCGGGCCGAAAGCGGCUGCAAAUCCCAAAAAGGCUGCAAAACCACCUAAGCUAGUCACAGUCCUACCUGCCGAACCGGUACGCCCACUUCGACUCCCAUCAGAAGAACCUGCGGAUGGCGAUCUUAGCGAAAUUGAAGGUCUUGAAUCCUCUAUAAUUGACCCCCUCGAACACGGACAUGCCUCGGGAGGCGAAGACAGGAUGGGACAGUUCCCGAUGGACGGGAGUAGGAAACGAAAGAGAGGACCGAUGAUGGAAAGCCCUAUGGAAAUCAGUCGCCGUCGAAGGGUUGCGUAUAGUGACGAGCUCCUCGACUAUUUUAUGACAAACGAAAAUGGAAUUCCACCAUUCCUCGAAAAUCCGCCGAUGGACUUCGAAGUCAAUGAAAUCAUCGACGAUGAAGGACAUACUGCCUUUCACUGGGCUGCUGCCAUGGGAGACUUGACUGUAGUCGAGCUUUUGUUGAAAGCCGGGGCGGACUUCAACAUGACGAACAAACGUGGCGAGACACCGCUGAUGCGGGCAGUUUUAUUCACCAAUAACUACGACCGCAAGGCAUUCCCUCGACUUGUAACGAUUCUCCGCAGCACAAUCGGGUGCAUCGAUUCCUUUGCAUCCACAGUCUUUCACCAUAUCGCUGCGACAACUUGUUCUCGUAAUAAACUAUUGGCCGCGAAAUACUAUUGCAAUGUCAUCCUUCUCAAGCUCUCAGAAACCGAACCCCAAGGAGAAAUUGGCUCCUUGCUGGAUAGACAAGAUAUGGAAGGAAACACAGCUCUUACAAUCGCAGCGAAGAACAGCGCUCGGAAACUGGUACAAAUGAUGCUGGCAUAUCAUGGAAGCCCUGAUAUCCCAAACAUGGAAGGUCAUACGGCGGAUGAAUAUAUUGUCUUGUACGAGAGAGACCGACGAAGUAUGGCGCAGCAAAAUCGACAGCUUGCCAGUUCAUCACCUAUUCAAGGAUACGAUGGUUACGGGAAUUCGAGUCAGCUGCCAGCCUCCUUUCGGCUUAAUCCGGGCUCUUCUCAAGGAAACGCUACAGUUGCUGCCGUAAAAUAUGCGUUAAACCAUUCAGCCAGUGUCCCUCAGCCCCAUGUGUCUGAAGCUGCAAUGCAGGCUACCCAAAAAUUCAUCCCUCUCAUGGCAGAGAAACUCGAAGACCUCGCCUCGGCAUAUGACAUGGAGCUCCGAGAGAAAGAAGAGGAUCUAUUGCAGGCAAGGGAAUUAUUGGCCUCUGUUAAUGCCGACCUCGAGGCCACCCGGGCUCAGUAUGAGGCCUUGCUCGCAACUGUAGGGUCCGAGGCCCAGUUUGAAUCGGAUCUCCAACAUGCCCGAGAAACGUUUAGGCUGCAGUCCGAAACCCUGCGCAAGGCGAUCGAGCGAAAUCAAUACUUCGAACUAGCGCGGUUGAUUCGGGAUGAAGAAGGGAAGGCUGUCUUUAAGACCAAACCAACAUCUGCAGCCGGGCUAGAGAAAGAACAAAGAGAGCAAUUCGAAAACGCAAAACAGCUGGUUAAAGCACAAUACGGACGGAAUCAAUUGGUUGAGAAGAUUAUCGAGCUGUAUGCUCUGGCUGGGAUUGGGAGUCGUAUGAACGAUUACAGAAAGUUGAUUUCUCUAGCUUUGAAAGUCCAAAUGGACGAAGUUGACGGGUUGAUUCCGGAUAUUCUCCGGAACCUCCAAACUGAAGAUAGUCCGUCGAAUAUGACAGAGUCUUAA